AUCUGGGUCAACCACGUUUGACCAGCGCAAACGACAACAUUAGGGCUGUUUCAGUAAUUAAGUAGUCGCGGCCCCACCUUAAUGUUUCUUGUGUCCGGUUAAAAUCAUGUAUUUCCCAAGACCUAUUUAAAAACCUUCGGCUCUGUCUUUCAUGUUGUUGUGGUCCGGGCAACCAGAUUCAUUACAUUACCCUCUUAUAUAUAACUUGUUACCUAGGUUUUCCUUCGUCCUUUAUCUCUCAAGAGAGAGUGAUUCAUCAGGGAUAUGAGAACAAGGAGAGGGGCGUCUUAUUCUGGCCUUGUCCCAAGGAUGUGCUCCCUCGCAAAGACAAACAAGGAUCUCCACAUGCAUAUGCAUAUGCACAUGCACAUGCAUGUCCGCACCGGAGACUCUCUUAUGCAUAUCCAUAGCCGGAAGAGGCUCAAGAAAACGCCGGAAAAACCCGCCGGAGAUUAUGAUUUUUUUGACUCUUUACCCGACGACCUUGUUAUCUCUAUUUUCUGCAAGCUUAGUUCCACCGCCGCUUCUCCCUCGGAUUUCGUCAAUGUUUUAAUCACGUGUAAAAGAUUAAACAGAUUAGGGCUUCAUUCGCUUGUGUUAUCAAAAGCCUCGCCCAGAACUUUCUCUGUUAGAGCCAAAGAUUGGUGCGAUUCCGCACACCGUUUCCUCAAACACUGUGCCGAUGCGGGAAAUGUUGAAGCCUGUUACACUUUAGGCAUGAUUCGCUUCUACUGUUUGCAAAACCGAGGCAGCGGCGCCUCCUUGAUGGCCAAGGCCGCGAUUAACUCCCACGCGCGGGCGCUCUACUCGCUCGCGGUGAUUCAGUUCAACGGCAGCGGCGGGACCAAGAGCGACAAGGACCUACGCGCCGGCGUGGCGCUCUGCGCCAGAGCGGCGUUUCUCGGCCACGUCGACGCGCUGCGCGAGCUCGGCCACUGCCUGCAGGACGGUUACGGCGUGCGGCAGAACAUCUCCGAGGGGCGCCGCUUCCUCGUGCAGGCCAACGCGCGGGAGCUCGCCGCCGUGAUGUCCACCGGCGCCGCCGCGCGCCACUGGCUGACCUGCUUGAGGCUCUGUUCGCACGCCGGGUGCGGGAGGCCGGAGACGAGGAAGCACGAGUUUCGACGGUGCUCUGUGUGUGGCGCGGUGAAUUAUUGCUCGCGCGCGUGCCAGGCUCUUGAUUGGAAGUUCCGCCACAAGAAGGAGUGCGCCCCCGUAGAGCGGUGGCUCGACGAGGACGGCGAAGAUGUCGGUGGCGGCGAUGAUAGCGACGGCGAGGUAAUGGUGGAUAGUUAGCCAAUUUUUCUCAAUGUAACCGUGACCUAACGGUAACGGUAACGGUAACGGAAGUCACUUUGGACGGAAAAAAUGAAUCUAUUUUUGGUGAAGAGAGAGAAAAAGAAAAUUUGCAUAAGAUUUAUUCGGCCGUCUCAAAAAAGGUAGAGAGUAUAUGGCUUCCUUCUUUUUUCCCUGUAUAGUGCGAAAAUUCUCCGAAAAAACGAGAGGAGAUUAAUUUUUUUUUUUUUUUUUACCCCUUGUAAUUUCAGAGUUUAACGUUAAUUAGAAAUUCAAUGGUAAGAGGUUAUAAUCUUUGUUAUUAAUUUAA
This is a messenger RNA of Cajanus cajan (pigeon pea), 1606 nucleotides long. Lineage: Eukaryota; Viridiplantae; Streptophyta; Magnoliopsida; Fabales; Fabaceae. The record is from RefSeq and is a predicted model, not a curated record.